This is a messenger RNA of Arvicanthis niloticus (Nile rat), 6192 nucleotides long. The record is from RefSeq and is a predicted model, not a curated record. Lineage: Eukaryota; Metazoa; Chordata; Mammalia; Rodentia; Muridae.
UCAGUGAUUUCCUGGAGAGCAGAGACCGUUCAACCCAAGCUUAGCUUGCAUAUGGGCAUCUCCCUUCCAACUUGUGGCAAAGGAUUUAUCACCCUGCUCUAGGCGGGAAGGGGAGGUCAAUAAAAUUAAUCAGCUCCCCCCUUCUCCAACCGCACCCCACCCCAUCCCAGCGGCAGGCUGCGGUUCGGUGCCAUCCGGGGUGACUUGCAAAUUCUGGGCGCACACUUUGCUAGGAAACAGGGGGGAAAGCCUGAAAUGCCAAAACACCCGCGGCUGCAGGCCCCUCGAUUUAACGGAGAGACUAAGUUCUCUAUAGAAACACCCACAUUUGUAUGGAUGAUUGGGGAAAGAUAGUGGCAGCAGACAAGGGCAAAGCAUCCUGACCUUCUGAGAAAAUGAGCAUGCUAAAACCCAGCGGGCUGAAGGCCCCUACCAAGAUCCUUAGGCCUGGAAGCACAGCCUUGAAGACACCUGCUGCUGCUGCAGCUCCAGUGGAGAAGACAAUACCCAGUGAAAAAGCCUCUGGCCCUCCAUCCUCCGAGACCCAAGAGGAAUUUGUAGAUGACUUUCGAGUUGGAGAACGUGUUUGGGUAAAUGGGAAUAAACCUGGAUUUAUCCAGUUUCUCGGGGAAACUCAAUUCGCACCAGGCCAGUGGGCUGGGAUUGUUUUAGACGAACCCAUAGGAAAGAACGACGGCUCGGUGGCAGGAGUGCGGUAUUUCCAGUGUGAACCUUUAAAGGGUAUAUUUACCCGACCUUCAAAGCUAACAAGGAAGGUGCAAGCAGAAGAUGAAGCCAAUGGCCUGCAGACAGCUCCUGGGAGAGCUGCUUCACCUCUGUCCACUGCGGGAGCCACCAUGGUGUCCUCUUCUCCAGCCACUCCCUCAAAUAUUCCCCACAAACCUUCCCAGUCAACGGCAAAAGAAACUUCAGCUACACCUCAAAUUAGCAACCUUACGAAAACAGCCAGUGAGUCAAUCUCCAACCUUUCAGAGGCUGGCUCUGUCAAGAAGGGAGAGCGAGAACUCAAGAUCGGAGAUAGGGUGCUGGUUGGUGGCACUAAGGCUGGUGUAGUCCGGUUCCUUGGAGAGACCGACUUUGCCAAGGGGGAAUGGUGUGGUGUGGAAUUAGACGAGCCUUUGGGGAAGAACGAUGGUGCUGUUGCUGGAACAAGGUAUUUUCAAUGUCAACCCAAGUACGGAUUGUUUGCUCCUGUCCACAAAGUGACAAAGAUUGGCUUCCCUUCUACUACCCCAGCCAAAGCCAAAGCUGCUGCUGUGAGGCGGGUGAUGGCCACCACGCCCGCCAACCUGAAACGAAGCCCUUCCGCCUCCUCCCUCAGCUCCAUGAGCUCUGUGGCCUCCUCUGUGAGCAGCAAGCCCAGCCGAACAGGACUAUUGACUGAAACCUCUUCCCGCUACGCCCGCAAGAUCUCGGGCACCACUGCCCUCCAGGAGGCGCUGAAGGAGAAGCAGCAGCACAUUGAACAGCUGCUGGCUGAGCGGGACCUGGAGCGGGCCGAGGUGGCCAAGGCUACCAGCCACGUGGGGGAAAUAGAGCAGGAGCUAGCCCUGGCCCGAGAUGGGCAUGACCAGCAUGUCCUGGAACUAGAGGCCAAGAUGGACCAGCUACGAGCCAUGGUAGAAGCUGCUGACAGGGAGAAGGUGGAGCUCCUCAACCAGCUGGAAGAGGAGAAGAGGAAGGUUGAGGACCUUCAGUUCCGAGUUGAAGAAGAAUCAAUUACCAAAGGCGAUCUUGAGACGCAGACCAAACUGGAGCAUGCCCGCAUUAAGGAGCUUGAACAGAGCCUGCUCUUUGAAAAGACCAAAGCUGACAAACUCCAGAGGGAGUUAGAAGACACUAGGGUGGCUACAGUAUCAGAAAAGUCCCGAAUAAUGGAACUAGAAAAGGACCUAGCGUUGAGAGUACAGGAAGUAGCUGAGCUCCGACGAAGGCUAGAGUCCAGUAAACCUCCUGGAGACGUGGAUGUGUCUCUUUCUCUUUUGCAAGAAAUAAGUGCUUUGCAAGAAAAGCUAGAAGCCACACAUACUGACCACCAGAGCGAACUGACUUCUCUGAAGGACCACUUUGGAGCUCGGGAAGAGAUGUUUCAGAAGGAGAUCAAGGCUCUGCAUACUGCCACGGAAAAGCUUUCCAAAGAGAACGAGUCCUUGAGAAGCAAGCUUGACCACGCCAACAAAGAAAACUCAGAUGUGAUAGCUCUGUGGAAGUCCAAACUGGAGACCGCCAUCGCAUCCCACCAGCAGGCAAUGGAGGAGCUGAAGGUGUCCUUUAGCAAAGGGAUCGGAACGGACUCGGCCGAAUUUGCUGAGUUAAAGACACAAAUAGAGAGACUGAGACUAGAUUACCAGCACGAAAUAGAAAGUUUACAGAGUAAACAGGACUCUGAACGAUCUGCUCAUGCUAAAGAGAUGGAGGCCAUGAAGGCCAAGCUGAUGAAAAUCAUUAAAGAGAAGGAGGACAGCCUGGAGGCCAUCAAAGCAAGACUGGACAGUGCAGAAGACCAGCACCUAGUGGAAAUGGAGGACACGCUAAACAAACUCCAGGAAGCAGAGAUAAAGGUAAAGGAGCUAGAGGCUCUGCAGGCCAAGUACAGUGAACAGACCGAGGUCAUUGGUAAUUUUACAUCGCAGCUCAGUGUUGUUGAAGAAAAGCUCUUGGAUCUUGAUGCACUUCGGAAAGCCAAUUCCGAAGGUAAAUUGGAACUGGAGGCACUUAGACAGCAGCUUGAGGGAGCUGAAAAUCAGAUUAAAAAUUUAGAGAUGGAAAGGAACGCUGAAAGUAGUAAGGCUAAUAGCAUUACCAAAGAGCUCCAGGGGAAAGAGCUCAUGCUCACUAGUCUGCAGGACAAUUUGAAUGAAGUCAAUCAAGUGAAGGAGACUUUGGAGAAAGAACUUCAGACUUUGAAAGAAAAGUUUGCCAGUGCUUCAGAGGAGGCAAGCGCUGUUCAGACAAGUAUGCAAGAUACUGUGAAUAAACUGCACCAAAAGGAGGAACAGUUUAACACGUUGUCUUCUGAACUGGAGAAGUUGAGAGAAAAUUUAACAGACAUGGAGGCAAAAUUUAAAGAGAAGGAUGAACGAGAAGAUCAGCUGGUAAAGGCAAAGGAGAAAUUAGAAAAUGACAUUGCAGAGAUAAUGAAGAUGUCAGGAGACAACUCUUCUCAGCUGACAAAGAUGAAUGAUGAGUUACGUCUGAAGGAAAGAUCUGUAGAAGAACUGCAGCUCAAACUUACAAAGGCUAAUGAAAAUGCAAGCUUUCUGCAGAAAAGUAUUGGGGAAGUAACUCUUAAAGCUGAACAGAGUCAACAGGAAGCAGCCAAAAAACAUGAAGAGGAAAAGAGAGAAUUGGAGAAAAAAUUGUUGGAACUGGAAAAGAAGAUGGUAACAAGCCACAACCAGUGUCAGGACCUGAAAGCCAAGUAUGAAAAAGCCAGUUCUGAGACUAAAACAAAGCACGAAGAAAUCCUGCAGAACCUUCAGAAGAUGCUGGUGGACACAGAGGAUAAACUGAAGGCUGCUCAGGAGGCGAACAGAGACCUGAUGCAGGACAUGGAGGAGCUGAAAACCCAGGCCGACAAAGCCAAGGCUGCUCAGACUGCAGAAGACGCCAUGCAGAUCAUGGAACAGAUGACCAAAGAGAAAACAGAAACACUGGCCUCUUUGGAGGACACCAAGCAAACAAAUGCAAAACUACAGAACGAAUUGGACACACUUAAGGAAAACAACUUGAAAACUGUGGAGGAGCUGAGCAAGUCAAAAGAGCUUCUGAAUGCAGAGAACCAGAAAAUGGAAGAAUUCAAGAAAGAAAUAGAAACCCUAAAGCAGGCAGCAGCUCAGAAGUCCCAGCAGCUUUCAGCACUGCAAGAAGAGAACGUCAAACUUGCCGAGGAGCUGGGGAGAACUCGGGAGGAAGUCACAAGUCAUCAAAAGCUGGAAGAAGAACGAUCUGUCCUCAAUAAUCAGUUGUUAGAAAUGAAAAAGAGAGAAUCUGAGUACAGAAAAGACGCUGAUGAAGAGAAAGCUUCCUUGCAGAAAUCCAUCAGCCUCACCAGUGCCUUACUCACAGAGAAGGACGCAGAACUGGAGAAGCUGAGGAAUGAGGUCACAGUGCUCAGGGGAGAGAACGCCUCCGCCAAGUCCCUGCAUUCAGUUGUGCAGACGCUGGAGUCUGAUAAGGUGAAGCUUGAGCUCAAAGUCAAAAACUUGGAACUCCAACUCAAGGAGAAUAAGAGGCAGCUCAGCAGCUCCUCAGGUAAUACUGAUGCUCAGGCAGAAGAAGAUGAGAGAGCCCAGGAGAGUCAGCAAAUGAUUGAUUUCCUCAACUCAGUAAUAGUGGACCUUCAAAGAAAGAAUCAAGACCUCAAGAUGAAAGUGGAGAUGAUGUCUGAAGCUGCGCUCAACGGCAAUGGAGAGGAUCUGAACAGUUACGACAGUGAUGACCAGGAGAAGCAGUCCAAAAAGAAACCCCGCCUCUUCUGUGACAUUUGUGACUGCUUUGAUCUCCAUGAUACAGAAGACUGCCCCACCCAGGCACAGAUGUUGGAAGACCCUCCCCAUUCCACUCACCAUGGCAGCCGGAGCGAGGAGCGGCCAUACUGUGAGAUCUGUGAGAUGUUUGGGCACUGGGCAACCAACUGCAAUGAUGACGAGACCUUCUGAGGAAGCCGGGGGGCAGGACUGGGCUCCGCAGAUGCUGGCACCUCAGCAGCUUCCACCAGCAGUGCGUGUGCAACUUCCAGGAACUUAUUUUUUGACCCCUGUCAACAAAUCUGAGAAAAUAUUUUGAUUUUCAACAAAUUUCGCUUUCAUUUCCUCUCGUAAGUUAAAAUAAUAAAUAUUUGGUAGGUGGGCUUGCACUUCCAUCCUUGUUUUUCUGGAUUUUUAAGGUUUAAGACAUUGUACCAGGUGCAGUUACUUCUUGGUCCUAGAGAAACACUCUGGGACAAGCUGGACCCUGGCAGCAUCUUAUUUAAGAAACUUUAAAUUAUGCUGUUAACUCUCAUAUUUGCACUAAAAUGUAUCUUGGCUACGUCUGUAUAUUUAGGUUGUUGUUGUUAUGCUUUGACACUGGAACGAGUUACAAAAGCAAAAAAAAAAAAAAAAAAAAAAAAAACAAAACUGCGCCACUUUGCAAUUUCACAUCCUCAUUUAAAUACUUUUACUCCUAAAUAUCCAAGCUCUCCGCACUGCCUGCUCUCAGCAGUGCUUUUUCCAGGCUUGACAGUACUUAGGUGUGAUUAUAAAUCAUGAAACAGGUAAAAGGGAGGGGAAAGCCCAAACUGCUGUGGGGACAUUUUCUAAUCUUAUAUGCUGCACCCAUGAACCGACAGUGGUGUUUUCUUUAUUGGUUUUACAUAAUUUCAACCUCUAUAUAUUAUAUGUAUAUAUAUAUUUUUUAAAAAAUCUAUAUUUUGGGAAAAAGUAUAUACAAUGUGUCUUCUUUUCAGAUUUUUUUAUCUUUAUGAAAAAGGAAACACCUAAAAGCUCAUCAGGAUGUGACUGACUGGGCCAGAGAUGGGCUCUGUGGUGUCACAGCUGUUGUCUGUGUCCCCAUGCUGUUCCUCCAGAUCUGAGUAGCUGCAAGAGUGGUCUCUGGCUCUUUGGUUGUGUUUCCCUCCUUUAGCAGAUAACCCCAGCAGCAGAGCAAGCCACUCCUAAGACAGCUAAGUUAACUGAUCUACAACCCUCCUUUAUACAUUUGUGGAUUUUUUUUUUUUUUACUGUAUUUUUAAUGAAUGUAUGAUAAGAAAUUCAACAUGAAUAAUUUUGAAUUUUCUUAUCACAAAAAGAUAAAACAAAGGACCUCAACCAACUGCAGAGUUUAUCAGCCAGUCUGAGUCUGUCUGUCUUCACUUGAAUGUCUUUGAAAAUUUGUAAAAAGGAAUCACAUGCACCUCCAUGCAGCGUGCAGGACAAGAACGUCUAUCAUUGUAUAUAAGCCUUUGCCCUGUCCCCCCUUAAGAUUAUCCACUGUGCUUGAUGAGUGAACAGUCAACAAAUCUGUUGCCAGUUGGCAUUUUGGGUUAAUAAAACUAUAGGAAUUAUUUCACAAACAAAAUAUGUAAAGCAGUAUUAAAAUCUGAGUUCUGUAUCUACUUUAAUAAAUGUUUCGGGUUCUUUUUUGUUCUUUGUUUUUGCCAGUGGUAGUAAACACAUAUUAUUCUUAGGA